AGCCCUAAUUGGGCUUUCCCCUUACAAAUAUAGGAUUACCUAACUACUUUUAUACCUCAAAUACCCUAAAAACAAGAGUCUUACUGAUAAAAAAACCACCCAUCUUUUCACUUUCUGACAAUGAAAUCACCAGCCAAACAAGACUUUAUUGAAGGAAAUCAAGAAGAAGACUUUAUCCAGAGGAAAAUAAGAGUAAAAAUUUUAGACCCAGAUGCUACAGAAUCAUCAUCAGAUGAUGAUGAACAACAAGAAAAAAGACCGAAGUACAUUGUUCAUGAAAUUAUUCAAGAAAAGGUAAAGAUUCAAUCUUUUUCAAUAAAUAAUGGAAGCCCUUUUGAUUUUUAUCAAUUUUCUGGUAAAUUGUCUCCUAUGGUGAGAAAAAGAAAAUGUGGAAAAUUAGGUACAGAGGAAAAGUUGAAAGUGGCUAUUUUUGCAAAAUCUGAAAAUGGGUCUUCUGGGGAUCUUCCAUUAAUGGCUGAUUCUCAGACCUCGGAUUCACUCAAAAACAAAAAAUUUACCACUGAGUAUGAGGAAAAGUUGAAGGUGGCUAAAAAUGCAAAAGUAAAAAGGGCUAUUUCUGCAAAAUCUGAAAUUGGGUCAUCUUCAUCAGAGGUAAAGAUUCAAUCUUUAUCACUGAUAAACAGAAAGUCUUUAAGUUUUGAUCAAGUUUCUGGCAAAUUACCACCUAUGGUUAGGAAGAGAAAAUCAGGGAAAUUUGCUACUGAGAUUAGAGACCCAUUUAGGAAGAAAAGAAUUUGGUUGGGUACUUUUGAUACAGCUGAAGAAGCUUCUGAGGUUUAUCAAUCUAAGAAACUUGAGUUUCAAGAGAAGUUGAAUAAGG
Molecule: messenger RNA, 841 nt
Organism: Capsicum annuum
Lineage: Eukaryota; Viridiplantae; Streptophyta; Magnoliopsida; Solanales; Solanaceae
Biological process (GO): regulation of DNA-templated transcription
Molecular function (GO): DNA binding; DNA-binding transcription factor activity
Source: RefSeq, a predicted model, not a curated record